Messenger RNA from Chaetomium fimeti, 648 nucleotides. RefSeq lists its product as uncharacterized. The record is from RefSeq and is a predicted model, not a curated record. NCBI's taxonomy places the organism in Eukaryota, Fungi, Ascomycota, Sordariomycetes, Sordariales, Chaetomiaceae. The coding region runs from base 1 to 477 and encodes 158 amino acids. The transcript has 2 exons.
AUGAGGGCCGGCACCUUGCCACGGGAUGCCCACAUUAUACAAUGUUUGGACAGCGAUCUCACAAAGCAACGGCUGGCGGACACUGGCUUCGUCGACAUUAAGAAACCCGAUAUCCUCGGGGACGUCCUCGGCCCCGAGUCGGACCCGACCGCGCGGCCGGCCACCAUCUAUGGCUACGAGCUCGCCAACCGGGGCCACUACCGGACGCUCCUCGACGGCGCUUCGGACGCCACCGUCGCGGGUUGCGCGUUCCUGGUACCGUCGGCCGAGGCCGCGCACAGACUAACAUGCUACGAGACCAACGCCUACACCCUGGCGACGUGCACCAUACGCCUUGACGGGGAGCCGAAGGAGCCGCUGCAAGCGAGGAUGUUCAAGUAUGCCGGGGACGCACGUGCACUCAAGGAGGGGCGGUUCGACCGGACGCUGUGGGAAAGGCAGAUGGGCCAGCAAUUGCCGCAGAGGAGCAAGUCGUGACGCGGAGCUGAACGGAAUAAAAAGUCAUAAGAUGGCGGUUCGAUGUAGACAAGUGGAAACAAUGGCCUGUCACGGAUUCGAGGACGACAAUGUCAUUUGGGCACUCUGUUACCUACUGCGGCUUGGCCCAGCAGCUGGUCGAGCAUACCUUAUCUAAACCAUGAUUUUGAA